CCCUGGGGGAGUUCUAGGUAGAAGGGAAAGAGGAGAGCAAAAGGUGCUCGGUGCUGAUGGAGGAUGGCGAAUUGUGCUGGAGGAUGCGACUUGUAAACUCUGGAGCGGUCGUCUUUUCCGUCAAUAUAAUGAGGUUUAUCCAGCCGUUUUGUUGCAGUUCAACCGUAGCGAGGCAGUUUUAUUAACUUGUCUUGGAACUCGAAGGGGAAAAUACGCGAAUGAACCGAGACCCGGCUUUGCAAUUACCUGGAAUAUACGACUGCUGUUGAUUUCCAGCGAAUGACAAUGGUGUUCUGCGGUUGUCAGUUUUUUCUUUGAAAAUCUGGCAAUACUUGUGCUUUUUUCUGACCUGAUUGAAAGUUUAUCUGAUUAUUUUUGCCCUGCCGUAUUGAGAUGGCGGAUGCAGCCGAGUGCGGUGUAAAAGUAAUGUGCCGUUUCAGGCCAUUGAAUGAAUCGGAAAUCACAAGAGGAGACAAAUAUAUCCCCAAAUUCAAGAAUGAUGAUACGGUGGUCAUAACGGGAAAAUCAUACGUCUUUGACAGAGUCCUGCCUCCCAACACAUCCCAGGAGCAGGCCUACAAUGCCUGUGCCAAGCAAAUUGUCAAAGAUGUGCUUGGAGGGUACAAUGGGACCAUCUUUGCCUACGGCCAGACCUCAUCAGGGAAGACACACACCAUGGAGGGCAAGCUCCACGACCCCCAGCUGAUGGGCAUCAUCCCCCGCAUUGCACGCGACAUCUUCGACCACAUCUACUCCAUGGACGAGAACCUGGAGUUCCACAUCAAGGUCUCCUACUUUGAAAUCUACCUGGACAAAAUAAGAGAUUUACUAGAUGUUUCAAAGACCAACCUGGCUGUCCAUGAAGACAAAAACAGAGUGCCCUACGUGAAGGGCUGCACAGAACGAUUCGUGUCCAGCCCUGAGGAGGUGAUGGAUGUCAUUGACGAAGGGAAGGCCAACCGCCAUGUCGCUGUCACAAACAUGAAUGAGCACAGCUCCAGAAGUCACAGCAUCUUCCUGAUCAGCAUUAAACAGGAGAACGUGGAGACGGAGAAGAAGCUGUCGGGGAAGCUGUACCUGGUGGACCUGGCUGGGAGCGAGAAGGUCAGCAAAACUGGGGCAGAAGGGGCUGUGUUGGAUGAAGCCAAGAAUAUCAAUAAGUCCCUGUCUGCCCUGGGGAACGUCAUCUCAGCGCUGGCUGAGGGAACUAAAAGUCACGUCCCAUACAGAGACAGCAAGAUGACACGAAUCCUGCAGGACUCCCUCGGGGGUAACUGCAGAACCACCAUCAUCAUCUGCUGCUCCCCAUCCGUCUUCAACGAGGCCGAGACCAAAUCCACGCUCAUGUUCGGGCAGAGAGCCAAGACCAUCAAGAACACGGUGUCGGUGAACCUGGAGCUGACGGCCGAGGAGUGGAAGAAGAAGUACGAGAGGGAGAAGGACAAGAGCCGCGCCCUCAAGGGCAUCAUCCAGAGACUGGAGGCAGAGCUGAGCCGUUGGAGGAACGGUGAGGCUGUACCUGAGGCGGAGCAGCUUAGAGCUAAGGACCAAAAGAACUUUGACAACACCCCCAUCAUCGACAACCUGGCUGGGCCCAUGGGUCUGCUCUCCGAGGAGGAGAAGAGCAAGUAUGAGGAGGAGAUCAGUGAUCUGUACAAGCAGCUGGACGACAAGGAUGACGAGAUCAACCAGCAAAGCCAGCUGGCAGAGCAGCUCAAACAGCAGAUGCUGGACCAGGACGAGUUGCUGGCGUCGACACGGCGGGACUAUGAGAAGAUCCAGGAGGAGCUGUCCCGUCUGCAGAUGGAGAACGAGGCGGCGAAGGACGAGGUGAAGGAGGUGCUGCAGGCCCUGGAGGAGCUGGCUGUCAACUACGACCAGAAGAGCCAGGAGGUGGAGGACAAGACCCGCGCCAACGAGCAGCUGGCAGAGGAGCUGGCACAAAAAACUACAGUCCUGGCGGAAAUACAGAGAGAGCUGGCUCAGCUGCAGGAGCUCAGUAAUCACCAGAAGAAGAGAGCAGCUGAGAUCCUGAGUCUGCUGCUGAAGGACCUGAAUGAGAUUGGGGGCAUCAUCGGCACCAGCGACAUCAAGGCUAUGACGGAGGUGAACGGCAUGAUCGAGGAAGAGUUCACCAUGGCACGCCUCUACCUUAGCAAGAUGAAGUCCGAAGUCAAGUCUCUGGUCAACCGCAGCAAGCAGCUGGAGACUGCUCAGGCUGAUGCUAAUCAGAAGAUACAGGCCAAUGAGAGGGAGCUGGCCUCCUGUCAACUGCUCAUCUCCCAGCACCAGGCAAAGAUCAAGUCUCUGACGGACUACAUGCAGAACGUGGAACAGAAGAAGAGACAGCUGGAGGAGAGCCAGGACGCCCUGACGGAGGAGCUGGCUAAGCUGCACGCCCAGGAGAAAAUGCACGAGAUGUCGGUGAUGGAUAAGGAGAAGGAACACAUGAGCAGACUCCGGGAUGCUGAGGAAAUUAAGAAGACCCUGGAGGAGCAGAUGGAGGGCCACAGAGAGGCCCACCAGAAGCAGCUGUCCCGCCUGCGCGACGAGAUCGACGAGAAGCAGAGAGAGCUGGACGAGCUCAAAGAUUUGAAUCAGGGUUUGCAGCUGGAGCAGAAGAAGCUGAUGUCAGACUAUGACAAACUCAAAAUGGAGGAGCAAGAGAAGGACAUGAAACUGCAGAAGCUGAUCAUGAUGAAUGAGAAACAGGAGCAGGUCAGAGAAGACCUCAAGGGCCUGGAGGAGACGGUGUCCAGGGAGCUGCAGACACUGCACAACCUGCGCAAACUCUUUGUCCAGGACCUCACCAGUCGCGUCAAGAGGAGCACCGAGUUGGACUGUGACGAUGCAGGGGGCAGUAUUGCACAGAAACAGAAGAUCACCUUUCUGGAGAACAACCUGGAGCAGCUUACGAAGGUCCACAAACAGCUGGUACGUGAUAACGCAGACCUGCGCUGUGAGCUUCCGAAACUGGAGAAGCGUCUGCGUGCUACGGCGGAGCGCGUCAAGGCCCUGGAGUCGGCGCUGAGGGAGGCCAAGGAGAACGCCAUGAGCGACCGCAAGCGCUACCAGCAGGAGGUGGACCGCAUCAAGGAGGCCGUGCGCGCAAAGAACAUGACCAGGAGGGGGCACUCCGCACAGAUCGCCAAGCCCAUCCGCCCGGGACACCACCCAGCAGCCUCUCCCGUGGUUACCCAUUCCGUUCGCGGGGGUGGAGGAGGGGCCAGCCACCACCACCACCACCACAACAGCAAGUAACAAACUGAAAGACAAAAGUCUUGAUGAAGAACAUGUACAGACCACCCCCCUGCCCCCCAACACUGCCUGAGACCCCAAUCCUAUGUCCCUCUCCCCCUCAGUGUUCCUGGCCCCACUCUGCCAGUCACUGAGGGAGCUGCUACCCCUAGACUCUCUCCCUCUCUCUCUGCCAAUUCACAGACUUCUGCGCCAUACGUACAAGUGUGUGAGGGGGGGAAAAGGGCACCCUUUCCUUGCUGAAUGAGGCAUUUUCCUGCCCAGUAUUGUAUUCAUUUCAAUUGUAUCUCUCUCUCUGGUGCUCUCACUGUUUCCAUUUUUACCUUACUCUUUACUCUCUGCCACUCUGUUUCUUUCUUGAAAUUUUCCUCUCUCUGUCCUUCCCUCUCACUCUAUCUCUCCAUUGGUUAUGUGUUACUGGAGGUUGAGUACUAGAGUAUGUUGGUAUUGUUGACAGGUCAGUACUUCUGUUCUGGCCCUGUGUGAUACAGACUCAUUCCGUCAUUAUUAUCCAGCAGAGGGAUCAGUGACCAUGCAGUUCAUGAUGGAGAUGUGGUGUUGUCACUCUACUAGUGUAAUUUUUCUGCAGAUCUCUUUCAUUUGGGUGGGAGACUUUCUGAUCAAUGUCCAAACAUGCAUAAAAACAUUGUGCCUCUCUCAUUUGUACAUUGUGUCAGAUGUGGCACAUAAUUUGGACUGAGAGAUGCUGAAGAGAGAGGCUGACAAAGUCAAGCAUGGUGACACCAAAUCACAAGCAGCGGUUGUGAGAGUAGCUACUCCCAUUUCCAAGUUGUGUUUGCCAUGUAGUUAGUUAGCUCUGCAGGCUGGGACAAGGAGAAUGGGAAGGAAUUCGAUGGGUAGAAAGGUCUGUCCAGCACCAACACCCUCAGGAACAACAUGAGUGGGGUGGGGAACCCCCUCCCCAUUUAAUGGCUUCUUAUCACUGAUUUGGAAUGUAGUUUCUUAUAGAACUCAUUUAUUUGUGCGUGUUUGUCUGUGACAUUUCUCCUUUGCUGGUGGCAGUUUUACCAAAGUUCUGUUCUUGUCUGCGCUUCGCUUUUACACUGAAUUUUUGACAUCCAUUUUUGCACAUUUUUGUCAGUUGUAGUGUAUUCUGAAUAAAGAUUCUGUGUUUUUGUAUGUUUGC
Messenger RNA from Megalops cyprinoides (Indo-Pacific tarpon), 4405 nucleotides. RefSeq names its product kinesin heavy chain-like. The transcript is spliced from 26 exons. The record is from RefSeq and is a predicted model, not a curated record. NCBI's taxonomy places the organism in Eukaryota, Metazoa, Chordata, Actinopteri, Elopiformes, Megalopidae. Gene Ontology annotation, molecular function: microtubule motor activity; ATP binding; microtubule binding. Gene Ontology annotation, biological process: microtubule-based movement. The coding region runs from base 394 to 3261 and encodes 955 amino acids.